ACAGGAAUUUCGAGUCAUUAGUUUAUUUAUCGGCACACUCACCGCGGAGCAUUACAAAAAGUCUUUUUUUUUUUUUUUUUUGCUAAGUUUAAGCAUAUCUGAACCUAAAUGUUUUAGACGUUGGAUGGUACAAUAUGAACGUUAGAAGAGGUAUUGUGAAAAAUAUCAAUCGGAUUUUCUUAGUGAGCUGCCUUCAGGAGACUAAGCUCUGUCCUUCAUAGCAUUCACCAUGUAUCGUUACCGUAAGAAGAAGGCGGUGGCAAAUCCACCUGUAACCGAAUUCCCCACAGAGACGCCCCCGCCAGUAGCCAGUAUGACUGAAGCUUCAAUCAACUUAUCAACGACGGCGGCGGCUCUUCUGACUACAUCUCCUCUAUCGCAAAUCAUUCCUGUUACGAAUGAAAACCUUGAAGAAAAGAUCAUUCAGGACAUAGCAAAGACAACACAUAUUCCCAUGUGGGGUGUGAUUGUUCUUUUCAUUGUCAUUGCGGCAUUCUUCUUAUGCACCUGCUUCUGCUGCUUCAAACGGGCAUGCAGGAGGAAGAAGAAGGAUUCCAAGAAGGGUUUCAAGAGUGCCGUAGAUCUGAAAUCUGUACAAAUUCUUGGUGGCUCUUAUAAAGAGAAGGUACAACCUGACAUGGAAGAUCUGCGAGACAACAUGGAAUGCAAUGAUUUAGACCAGGAGAGCGCAAAAUCUGAGAUGAAACUUGGGAGACUUCAGUACAAGCUGGAUUACGACUUCAACACAAAUAAUUUAGCUGUUACCGUAAUCCAAGCUGAGGAUUUACCAGGUAUGGACAUGUCAGGCACAUCUGACCCUUACGUUAAAGUUUACCUUUUACCGGAUAAGAAGAAGAAAUAUGAAACGAAAGUUCACCGAAAAACCCUCAAUCCGAUCUUCAAUGAAACCUUUAACUUCAAGAUUCCGUAUUCGGAAAUAGCGUCAAAAACUUUGGUUUUCGCAGUUUUCGACUUCGACAGAUUUUCGAAGCACGAUCAAAUUGGAGAAGUUAAAAUUCCAUUGAACACUCUUGACCUGGCCCAAACUAUUGAAGAAUGGAAGGAGUUAACCAGCGUUGAAGGAGAACCAGGGCAGGAAAACAAACUGGGAGACAUUUGCUUUUCGCUCCGUUACGUACCAACUGCUGGGAAACUCACAGUCGUCAUUCUUGAGGCAAAGAAUCUGAAGAAAAUGGAUGUUGGGGGUCUUUCAGAUCCCUAUGUAAAAAUUGCACUGAUGCUAAAUGGAAAAAGGAUAAAGAAGAAGAAAACAAGCAUAAAGAAAUGUACUUUAAAUCCUUAUUACAAUGAGUCGUUCACUUUCGAGGUUCCUUUUGAGCAAAUACAGAAAGUUCAACUUGUCGUUACGGUUGUUGAUUACGAUCGGAUUGGUACUUCGGAGCCAAUUGGCAAAGUGGUAAUGGGAUGCAAUGCAUCAGGCACAGAGCUUCGCCAUUGGAUGGAUAUGUUGGCUUCUCCCAGACGACCAAUAGCACAGUGGCACUCUUUGAAAGAUCCUACAGACUCUAUGGACAAUUAAGAGACAUCAGAG
Argiope bruennichi is the source of this 1552-nucleotide messenger RNA. RefSeq names its product synaptotagmin-1-like. NCBI's taxonomy places the organism in Eukaryota, Metazoa, Arthropoda, Arachnida, Araneae, Araneidae. The transcript has 9 exons. Bases 230 to 1540 code for a protein of 436 amino acids. Gene Ontology annotation, molecular function: phosphatidylserine binding; calcium ion binding; clathrin binding. Gene Ontology annotation, cellular component: dense core granule; axon; synaptic vesicle membrane. The record is from RefSeq and is a predicted model, not a curated record. Gene Ontology annotation, biological process: calcium ion-regulated exocytosis of neurotransmitter; synaptic vesicle endocytosis; regulation of dopamine secretion.